AUGGUUUCGUUUUCUCUAAUGUGUGUCUUGGGAUUAAUAUUCAUUGUGGGGAAUUACGUUGCACAUGCACAAAACUCACAGACCGACUUCGUGAAUGCUCACAACGCAGCAAGAUCCCAGGUUGGUGUUUCAAAUAUUGUUUGGGACAACAAUGUCGCUGCUUAUGCUCAAAACUAUGCUAAUCAACGUAAGGAUUGUCAACUGGUCCACUCGGGUGGGCGUUAUGGGGAGAAUAUCGCAAAGAGUUUCGGCGGAGACUUGAGUGGCACAGAUGCAGUGAAAUUAUGGGUGAGUGAGAAACCAAACUAUGAUUAUAAUAGUAACACAUGUGUUGGCGGUGAAUGUCGCCAUUAUACUCAGGUGGUUUGGAGAAACUCGAUACGUCUUGGAUGUGGCAAAGUGAAAUGUGACAAUGGAGGAACAUUUGUAACUUGCAGCUAUGAUCCACCUGGUAAUUAUGCUAACCAAAGGCCAUACUAA
Messenger RNA from Lathyrus sativus (Indian pea), 480 nucleotides. NCBI's taxonomy places the organism in Eukaryota, Viridiplantae, Streptophyta, Magnoliopsida, Fabales, Fabaceae. The record is from the annotation of a GenBank genome assembly.